This is a messenger RNA of Ricinus communis (castor bean), 610 nucleotides long. RefSeq lists its product as uncharacterized. NCBI's taxonomy places the organism in Eukaryota, Viridiplantae, Streptophyta, Magnoliopsida, Malpighiales, Euphorbiaceae. The record is from RefSeq and is a predicted model, not a curated record. The transcript has 2 exons. The coding region runs from base 134 to 367 and encodes 77 amino acids.
CCACAUGUCACAGUGAUUCAAAUACCAAAAGACGCAAUUGCAGCCCUGGUCGAGAUCCGGCGAGCUUCGUCGGGUUUCGUCCAUUUCUCAUCGGAGCUUUCUCAUCUUCAAUUUAAUUUUUUAGCCAAAUAAUAUGAAGGGAACUUGCACUCUUGUGGCUUCUGUCCUGGCAGCCUCCACCGUGGCUUUCUCUGCCGGUGACAGCGACGUGGCUUUUCAUCCUUCCUCCAAUCAGGGAUCAUCUAGUUCUGUAAUGGGGAAGCUUGGCGCAUCAAAUGCUUGUGCACCGUCCUCAGACAAGGAGAAAUUCGCGCCACGAUUUGAUGGUUUGAGGUUCAUUGAAACCCUAAUUACGGCUCAUCGGUGAAGUAAUACUGUUGUCUAUCUUUUAUUUUUCCCAUUUAAUCUUCUGUUUUUGUAGAAUUUGUUGAGGCAAACCCAAUUGGUUAAGAUGUGAUUAAAGAGAAAGAGAGCAUUUUGUUGUUAAUUUUUUGUGUCAUUAUUAUUGUAGUUCGGCUUUUCCGUGUUCAUACAUUUUGGUGGGUUGUAAGUUGUAACCAAAAACAGUUUCUUUGUUAUUAUUUUUUUUAAAUAAUAAUAAUUUUGUCAA